CCGAUGCGGUUGAUUACAGAAGCUGCGCGUGUAGCUAUAGACAAGUACGACGAGAAGUCGACAGACCUACGCGGCGAUUUCCUUGAGUACCUGCGGCAGAAGCAGCUCAAGAACCCCCAGACUAUGACAGACCGGGAGCUCAUCAACAACAUCCUCAUUUUUUUCGUCGGCGCCGUGAAUACCAACUCCGCUAGUCUCCGCGCCUGCUUCUACUACCUCGUUAAGACGCCCUACACCUAUGCGAAACUCGUGAUAGAGCUCCAAGACGCGGAUGCCAAAGGUCUGCUCUCUGAAACCCUGUCGUUUACCGAAGGUCAGAAACUACCCUACCUACAAGCCUGCAUCAAAGAAGCACUACGCAUGUACCCCAUCGUCGGCACGCCCUUCGACCGAGUCGUGCCCAAAGGCGGGGCUAUACUAAGCGGCCAUUUCAUACCUGAAGGCACUGUUGUUGGGAUUAGUGGGUGGGCGACGCAGCGGGAUAAGCAAGUAUUUGGGGAUGACGCUGAAUCUUACCGCCCAGAGCGAUGGCUGGAUGCAGAUGAAAAGCAGGUCAGGGUGAUGGAUCGGAGUACGUUGGCUUUUGGGCAGGGUACGAGGGGAUGUGUAGGGAAACAUGUUGCGAUGAUGGCGCUUACGAAAACGGUGGGUCAGAUCGUGCGCGUGUUUGAUAUGGAAUGGGCUGCGUCCAGGGAGGAGUGGGAAGUGACUUGUCGUCAGCACGUACGGCAGACUGGAGUUAUUAUGCGGUUGAAGCGGAGGGGGGUGUUACGGUAGUAGACCUAUGCGCCCACGCCAUAGAGGAAGCUGUCUUUUGUUCGAAAUACGUUCUUGAUUUUUAUGCGUUUCGUUUUGGGAGGUGAUAUUAUGUGUCUACAUUUCAUCGACUACGGCCUUCUCGAUACCCCAG
Pseudogymnoascus destructans is the source of this 910-nucleotide messenger RNA. RefSeq lists its product as uncharacterized. Lineage: Eukaryota; Fungi; Ascomycota; Leotiomycetes; Thelebolales; Thelebolaceae. The transcript has 6 exons. Gene Ontology annotation, molecular function: heme binding; oxidoreductase activity, acting on paired donors, with incorporation or reduction of molecular oxygen; iron ion binding. The record is from RefSeq and is a predicted model, not a curated record. Bases 4 to 777 code for a protein of 257 amino acids.